Molecule: messenger RNA, 3014 nt
Organism: Pogonomyrmex barbatus (red harvester ant)
Lineage: Eukaryota; Metazoa; Arthropoda; Insecta; Hymenoptera; Formicidae
Product: putative G protein-coupled receptor B0563.6
Biological process (GO): G protein-coupled receptor signaling pathway
Cellular component (GO): membrane
Molecular function (GO): G protein-coupled receptor activity
Source: RefSeq, a predicted model, not a curated record
GAAGGAGCUCUUGGUUUCGUUCUCGACGACAUACCUCAUACGAAGAAGCAACGACGACCAACCUGUUGUCUCGUUGUCUUCUCCUCGCAACCGCGAGAGAAAAAAAAGGAAAAGACCCCGAGAGAAGCAAAAAGAGAGUACACCAGAAAUUGUUUCCUCCUUCCCUUUCCGGAAAUAACACGUGCGAUUCAAUCGCGAGAGAUGCUGCAAUGCAACCGGCAUGCAUCGCGAGGAUAGCGUGGAAUGGUGCAGCUGCCGCUCGACGAUGGCGGCGUACAAAUUGUCAGGAAGAACACGUUCGGAUUCCUCGGUGAAAUAAGCAAUCGCGGAUAUCGUAAGUGGUAAAGCCGCUUAUUCGAGCCGGCGCAGCGGACUUGUUCAGACUUCCAGACUCUCCCGGCGCUUCCAUGGUAAAAUGAAACUUUUGUCGCACCUGUUGCACGACAGGUGUAUUUUUGACAGAUGCGCGCGCUCUCGAGCUAGCGUGUAAAACCCGUUCUCGUGACUUGUGUGGUCGAGUCACGACGAUCUGACGAUCUUGCUCGACGAAAAGGCACCUCCAAAUUUGCAUAUGUCGUUUCUAACUUGCUAAUCUCCUAACUUAGUCGGCUUGCGAUAUUGUCACAAGUUAUCGUCUCUCUCGAGCAUUUUGAAAAAUCGCGAAUCGAGCGAUAGCUAAGCAAAAGCGUUUUGAAGAUGGAUCCGCGAUCGUACGCACAAGAUGGAAAGGAAAAAUUUAUUGGAAAUUGUGAGAAGUGCUGAAGCAAAGAGAAAGAGAGCGACAAGAUGACGGACCUGCUCAAUACAAGUGAGAUUCCGAAUAUUUGCUUGCUACCGAAAGACCUGGAUGUGCUGGAGGAUCCUCGAACGCCGACUUUGAGGAGGAUCAGUUACGGUAUCGUGUUGCCGGCUAUUUGUUGCCUCGGCAUCAUCGGAAAUAUCUUAAAUCUCAUCGUACUCACGAGAAGAAACAUGCGUGGCACCGCUUAUAUCUACAUGAGAGGUUACUCCGCGGCGGCGCUCCUUGCGAUCCUUUUCUGCAUCCCUUUCGCGCUGAGAGUGCUUAUCCACAAGGAGACCGGGGGAUGGAGCAGCUGGCUCCAGGCCUUCUAUCACGCUCACCUCGAACUCUUCCUCGGGAACGGCUGCCUGGGGGUUGGAGUAAUGAUGCUUCUGGCAUUGACAGUGGAGCGUUACGUAAGCGUCUGUCAUCCCGGACAACACACGCGACCACUCUGCGGGCCUCCUCACCUAACAGUGGUGCUCAUCCCUCUGGUUACAUUUCUCGUUUAUCUGCCGAGCGUAUUUCGAGGUGAAGUUACGACUUGCCUGCUGGCACUCGACGGUCCCCUAAUCUACCAGAGGAGAGACAAUCAGCCGUUUCUCAACUCGUGGUACUAUCAGGUAUACAAGGUGGUGCUAGAAGUUGUUUUUAAAGUGGCGCCGACGAUCCUUCUCGCCGGAUUCAAUCUGAGAAUAAUGAUAGUAUACAGAAGGUCCUGCGAGCGACGCCGGCGAAUGACCUUAUCGAGAACAGUCAGCAACGACGAGGAUCCCAGAACUUUCGCCGAAGAACGGAGGCUCAUGCUGCUCUUAGGUAGCACCAGCAUCCUCUUCCUAGUCUGCGUCAGUCCUAUGGUUAUCUUAAAUGUUACACUCAGCGAGAGCAAUCUCAACCAUUAUCCUUACCAGGUGUUCCGGGCGCUGGCCAAUCUGCUGGAAGUGAUCAAUUACUCGAUCACGUUUUACAUUUAUUGCCUCUUUUCCGAAGACUUUCGAAACACUCUAAUUCGCACGCUGCAAUGGCCGUGGGUCAAGAGCGAGCAGAGUGGUAGAAGUCUGCCUAUGAAGCGCUCCCCGAUACCGAGACCGCCGACAACGACGACGACCCCGCCGACCACCACAGUCGCGACCCCCGGACAUCUGGCUCGUGCCAGCGUUUAACACGGAUUUUUUGCCAUCGAUCCUGGCGUCAACCGCUCGGUCGCCAAGCGGUGGAACAAAAAAGAACUCGAAAUCUAGCACGGGACCGACGUACCGUGCUACUGUAAAUGUCGGGACGGUUUGAUUGUAAGAGUAAAAACUCUGUGAAAUAGCCGGGGUACAUAUCCGAAUACGAUAUACGAGCCCACCGAUUGUGCACAAUUACGUGGAAUAAUCUUGCUUGCGUGUUACGGGCUUGAUACUGGAUGCUAGUAGGCUAUCAAAAAUUUCCCACGUUGAUUAAAUAGCCGUCGUUUUUUUCAAUUAAUAAAACGGAGGGGGAAACGGCACCGAGUUAUGUUGCGCCAUCGAUUUGCCGUGGCGCUUCUUACGGAUCCUCGAAUUCUUACAAGCUGAUCCGCGAGAAAGUAUUUCAACUAUGUAUAUUCUCUGUAUAACUCUGAAAUAGUUGCAGACUACCGGAACAUAGCCACAUCCACGAAACAUUCCUGUGUACUCAACGCGACUAAAGGCAGGCGUGCCUACACGGCUGCCAUUGUUAAUGCGAACGUUUGAUUGUAUUCCAGGGAUCAAAUCGAUCGGCUCGAUUAAAUAGACGAUAUCCGAUUAUCCUUCGCACUGUCGAACGAGGUGCGUCCUCAACUCGAGAAAAUGAACUGAAUUUCUCGUGAACGCCGAAAUACCCGGCGAGACUUCAUCGAGAAAUAAUACGACGGAAGUAUAUACCAAAAGACAAAGAAGAGUCUCUGUAAGACAUCGUCAGAGGCUCCUCACAGGACUCUUUUGUACUUUGAAGUACAAGCUGGAAAAGUUUCUAACGUCGUCGACCAAGUUUUGUACAGAGCCGGGGAUUGCGCAGGAGAUGAGACGCAGAGAAGGGGAAGUGCAAACGGAGAAAAUAGUGAGAACCGCUGCAAUGCGUCCGUGUGCAUUGCGACGAAAAGGAAUUUAUCAGAAUUCGCGCGGAGACGCGGCGACAAGACUUGUGCAUCGAGUCGCGAGUGAUCGCCGUCGCUCUUGGAAAUUAAACGAGAAAGAGAGAGAGAGAGAGAGAGAGAGAGAGAGAGAGA